Molecule: messenger RNA, 1477 nt
Organism: Prunus persica (peach)
Lineage: Eukaryota; Viridiplantae; Streptophyta; Magnoliopsida; Rosales; Rosaceae
Product: enoyl-CoA hydratase 2, peroxisomal
Exons: 11
Coding region: 350-1342 (330 amino acids)
Cellular component (GO): peroxisome
Source: RefSeq, a predicted model, not a curated record
CUCUGUGUUUUUAGGUGAACAUAUUUUUUACUAUGUGUUUGCUUUUUUUAAGUUGAAAGUGAAACCGUCUUUAUCACCACGAAGUCAGUCCAUUGAAGAAACACACCCAAAAACAAAAAAAACAAAAAAAUAAGUCAAUCCAGUGCCGCGGUAAUAAAAUGAAAAAAAAACAAAAUAAUAUUUGGUCAAUGAACUCAGAACGCUGAAUAGAGACGUUUAUUGAAUGUGGUGGUGACUCUGAUACUGAUGGCACGAAAGACGCCCCAGCUGACAUUAUCUUGAAUCUUCCCAAACCUAUCCUUCAUCUUACAUUACACCCAAAAUUUGCAAACAGAUAUAGAGUGUCGAGAUGUCGUCGGAUGCGUCGGAGUUCGAUCCUAAUCGUAUCGAGUCUUACAAAUUCCCUGAGACGACAUACACCUAUUCGGAGAGAGAUGUAGCGCUCUAUGCUUUGGGUAUUGGAGCUUGCGCCCGGGAUGCUGUGGACGUCGACCAACUUAAAUUUGUUUACCAUGACAAGGGCCAGAAGUUUAUCCAGGUCUUGCCAACAUUUGCUGCUCUGUUCUCGCUUGGAUCUCUGCCAGGUGGUUUAGGUCUGCCGGGGUUGAAAUAUGAUCCUCGUCUUUUGCUGCAUGGACAACAGUACAUAGAAUUAUACAAGCCACUUCCUUCAAAUGCUUGUUUAAAAAAUACUGUGAGUCUUGCUGGACUCCAUGAUAAAGGUAAAGCUGCUAUUCUUGAGAUUGAAACAAAAAGUUAUGACAAAGAUUCUGGUGCAUUGUUAUGCAUGAAUCGGACAACUGCCUUUCUGAGAGGUGCUGGUGGCUUCUCAAAAUCAUCUCAUCCAUAUUCAUAUUCAAACUAUCCAAAGGACAAGGUUCCAUCUGUGAAAAUCCCAAAAGGUCAACCUUUUGUAGUGUUUGAAGAUUGUACACAACCAUCUCAGGCAUGUAGCAUUUAUUUCACUAUUGCAAGAAUGAAAGUCAUCGUCUCAUACCUCCUAGUUUUAGCAUUGCUGUAUAGGCUAUCUGGAGAUUAUAAUCCUCUGCAUUCAGAUCCUACGUUCGCAAAAGUUGCAGGAUUCACACGGCCGAUACUGCAUGGCUUGUGCACACUUGGAUUUUCAGUUAGGGCGAUUGUGAAAUGCAUUUGCAGAGGAGAUCCAAACCUGGUCAAAUGCAUAUCAGGCCGAUUCCUUUUACAUGUCUACCCUGGUGAAACUUUGCUCACUGAAAUGUGGCUUGAAGGCUUAAGGGUCAUAUAUCAAACAAAGGUGAAAGAACGAAGCCGGACAGUGCUUUCUGGAUAUGUGGAUCUCCAUGGUUUAUCUUCGUCGCUGUAAAACACUUGUUUAUUUACAUAUGUAUUUUGUACUAAAUAAGCAUAUGAAGCGUGUCUCUGUCGUGUAUUGAUGCUGUAAACAAUAAGGGAAAUAUUACAGGGUUAUGAACCUUUUACUAUCAAUUGACACUUAUCA